Molecule: messenger RNA, 4091 nt
Organism: Anneissia japonica
Lineage: Eukaryota; Metazoa; Echinodermata; Crinoidea; Comatulida; Comatulidae
Exons: 2
Coding region: 253-1038 (261 amino acids)
Source: RefSeq, a predicted model, not a curated record
UUCUACCGCACUUAGCCACCAUGGUCAUUUUACUGCCCAGCACAAGUGAGAUUACAUUCUAUUAUACAGUAGUAGUAUAUAUUUGGUAUAUAAAACAUUUGAUUGUUCAUUUUGUUAAGGAUAGUGAGCCAACUCUUAUUAAUAUUGGUAACGGCGAGCUGUUUCAUAAUCGUUGUAUAUUGUGAUUAAAAUGAAGCUGACUGUUUGGAUGUUUCGUCCACAUGUAAUGUAAUCGGUACAGUAGUAGUGUCUAUGUCUGCACGCAGUGGAUGGACAAACCAGAGCCCCCAUCGAUGUUCCUUCGGUGCAGAUAAGACCUACAUGGAACCAAGAUCAUCACCAAGAAAAGAUGAUACGGGUAAUCGAACCGACGGCUCUUACAUGCUAUGUGGUUGGAAUAUGUGCGAAGAUGUUUGCAAAUGUUUCUGGAAACAAAUGUCGUGUUGUGAUGGGAUUGUGGCACACAAGAUUGCGUUGCGCAAAGAUCAACGACAAACGAAACUCCUCCCACGAAUAAUGCGCACGAGAAGGACUACCGAGAGCUUAUUCACUACGUGUUCAUCACCAUCAAACUCGAGUCAUGGUCGAUUCGUUCACUUUUCUGAUAUUAAUGCUUAUAUGAAAGAUUACAGGACAAAGAAGACCGGGGUUCUAGAUGUACGCACGCCCACUCCGGACGUACCGAUACAAGGACAAGGAAGUGUAAGUGCUCCAGUUUGUCAAGCACUUGAGGACAUUCAAAUAACGGACUUGUCUACACUGACGCUAGCAACCGUCAGAGUACACGAGACUUCUCCAGAACAACGGGAAAGUAGACGCUUGAAGAAGAAGAAAACUGAGAAAACUACUAGACGAGAUGAGAGCACUGAACCUAGAAGCAAGAUUGUCCGAACUGCUUACAAACGUAGCGAAACUCAACAAAAGUUUAGGUGGCUGAGCGCUAAGCCUUGCAAAUUGUCAUCCAUUCCAACCCUAUCACAAUCCAUUACAUAUACUGUAUUGUUAGGAGAACAACGACGGCAAUCGGCAUCUAUAUAGAAACUGUAGGCCUAAAUUAUAUACUUUAAUUACUUAAUUAUUUUGUUCUCAGUGCUGUCGGAACGGCACCUGUUCACUUUUUUUCAAUUAUGAUAUUAUUUUUUUAUAUAAAUAUAUACAGAUACCUAUAGAUUAUAUAUUAUUAAUGUUUGCGUCACAUUGUCUUCUUUAUGUUACCGGUACAGUACAUUUAAACAUUAAAAAUUCCACCAUGCGCAUGUUUUUGUAUUGCCUGUACAUUUCAAAUUUGUUAAUAUUUUAAUUUUAGUAAUUAAGACUGAUUUUUAAAAUGUUUGGAAGUAUAAAUAUAAAAUAACGAUUAACUAUUUAUAUACUUUUGUUGGUUGGAGACGGCCCUUCCCCUUAAUUCCAACGUGGGCUCACUUCACUUCGGUAUAUGCAUCAUCGUUAUCACCGUCAUCACAAUCAUCACCGUCAUCGUUUUCUAUCAUCGCCCUUCAAUUUGAGUGCUCUAUUAAGUAGGCCUAUGUCUUUAUCAUUUGGUAGAUCUACAUGGUCUGUCUGUCAUAAAUAAACCAAGAAUUGAUUAAAACUAAAGUGUAAUCGGUUUAAGGCUCUAGCAGAAGCGAACAACUGCAGCACUUACCGUAUAACUCGCGCGAAUAAGCGCCCCUCCGCGAUUUCUAAAAAUCAAAGUCAAUUAUACAGUGCAGUCAGUACAUCACCGACUUAAUUUUCUGUCAGAUGCAUCAACUACCCGGGAUUCGCAUCUCAGCAUUGUCUGUCGGUUCUUCCAUCUGUCGGUCGGUCAGUCUCCAUUAAAUUUUAAUAUGGUGUUCAAUUUGAUGCAAUAAAUCCCGUUCUAAUUUUAAUGCUCCCUGUACAUCAUCUUGGAUUUAAAACUACAAUAUUUACAUUUUUUUUUAUUCAACAAGAAUAAACUGACCUCAACAGUCGCAUGUAAAAAUCUUGAUAGGUACAAUUACCGGUUGUGAUUGUGAUUAAAACAAACUCGUAUACAGCGAGAUUUCAGUCAAUUGAUAUUCUGAACGUUGUCAUUUAUGUUUAUCGACUUCCAGAUAUAUCGGUACUCAAUCUUGGCUUCGUUCAUGGGGUAGGACUACUAUGAAUAUUUUUUUGUUUUCAUUCAAAAAGUUCCUCUUGAAUUUUGUCGCAAGCACCCCUCGAUUUUUAUCUAUUUCCAUAAGCGCCCCCUCAAUUUCCACUCUGUUUUCGUAAUCGCCCAGUUUGAAUAAGCGCCACUUUCAACAAUUCAAGUAAUAUUACACCUCAUCUAGAGCGUUAUAAACUAUUUAUUAAUGCUUCAGGCCGCUCGAAAUUCUACAGUAGUCCACUUCAUUCAUUUUGAGGCCUAUUUUCAAAUAUAAUGCAUAGCAUAUUAGAUUACAUCCUGUGCAUUCAUAUCACAUGUUUUAUGUAAUUGCAUAUUGUUUAUAUUCCACAAUAUCCUGCACGUUGCGUAAAUAUAGUCACUCUUAUUCAUUGUAUCAUCAUUCGUCUUUCUUGCACUUCAUUUAUUAAUGGAGGAAUAAGCAAAUACAUUGUAAAUAAUCUCUUUCAUAAACAACAUUUUUCUGUCCCGAUGGGGCUGAGGUCUGGAUGCUCCGUCGACAGAAGCUUCGAUCCUCCUGCCGCCACUAGUCGCUCUCUCUAGGAUGAGGUGGGGAGGGGCGGGAAUUUCUUCUCGUUGGCCAGACCAAUAAUAUUUGCUUCCUUUACGGACCUGUUAUAAUCGGUAAUAUCAAUUAUGACGUCACAUCUGAGUGGACCAGUGGCUGCCACUUCAUUGUCUUCCAAUACAGAGGUUUCAGUCAGUAACUGACAGUAACUCUGUUUUAUAUGGCAACGAGUGUCAGAUUAAGUGGUUGAAGAAGACGCUUCCCCCACUCCGCCCUUCGGUGGCUCCAGAAAUUUGCCGAAAGGAGGUCCGACAUGUCCGACGGGAGGGGAUCCGAACCAAGGGACCGACUAGAGCCUCUGUCAGGUCCCGGAAUAAAAAUUCCUGGUGGGGUUCCCUGGGAGAGCUGUUAUGGCAGGACCCAAAUUGUACUUUUAGUCCACAAUAUUAGGGAUUGGCAAUCAAAAUAACGUUUAUUUGGAUAGGAAAAUUAUUAUAUUUCAUUCGUUGUGGCGUCGAACGACGGGGAAAUUCCCCCUGCCCUCCGCUGGCGCUGCCACUAACUCCGUCCCGGCCCCACCGGCAGCAACCAAACAAUUUCUAACCGGGUGUGAAAUCCAGAUAAAAGAUGAAAAAAGCUAAUUCGGAAUUCUAAAACAGGCAAAAUAACAACCACCCUCGUGCCGUAGGUCUCGGAAACCAUACGGACCAUAAAUCUUCUAAUGCCAAUUGCGCAACCCCAUCCUCCCCGACAAAACACACCAUCCGCCAACGACACGAAGUUCAUUUGAAAACGUUAGAUAUUUGAUCAUCGACUUUGUAUAGUCUACAAUUAACAUUUAUUAUGAAUUUAAUACUAAAUCACUGUAAUGUCAAGUAGCACGCUUACUCUAAUAAUACUCAGCCCGAAGUCAUUUAAAACUGGAAGAAGUUUAAUUUGCAGUAUCCGUCAUGAUUACAAUAAAAGUCAAUAAUCAUGUGAAUAAAUUAGUUACUGCUGUUUUGGUAACACCUUAUAUAAAUCUAUUAUAUAUUAUAUAUAUUUUCAUUUUAAUCGAUUAUGUUCAGAUACAUUUCAUCAUUGACUCCCAAAGGAUUACAUCCUCAUUUCCGGCAUGAUUCAUCAUUUCCUAGUUUUGUUUCUCAUAUUUUGAACUUCGUGAAGCUCAUAUGAAACUUUUCGUAUUACACUACAUUUAUGACAUGGAGGUAUUAGGUUGUACACUGAAGUAACUUCGAAAAUAAUACCGCCAUGUCAUGAUCAUUUAUUGUUUGGAUCUUCUGUCCAAACAUUCUCGAACUCUCUCAUUUCCGGUGUUUGUUUAACGUUAUGAUCACCACCUUGAACAAUCAACAUAAUUUUCAACAGUCUUAUAUGCCUAGUAGAGACAUCAUCCCACUAAAAUAACCAUAUAGCUCUAUUUCUUUCUGUAGACACGAACACCAACAAUGU